AAUGCCACAACCUUCAUAUCCUCCGGGGUUGGCAGAUUGGUGCCUUCCUUUCGACGAAAAUCUUCCUAAAGAAAUCGCAACUCAUUUUAUCGCUCUUCCAGUAAAACGUUACGAUGAAAUACCUGAAUUUUUGUAUUCCGUACCGGAUCUUCUUAAUAAACCGAGCGACGCAUUCACGGCUUAUACCACAAGUCUUAAAUUAAUAUCAGAACAAGUAAUCACGCCAAUCGGAGUUUGUAAUUACUGCCAAGAGUUGAGCAAGUUUGUAAAGGGCCCCAAUCGAAAAAAUACUUUUCUCGAAAAUGUUGAAAAAGCUCGAAGAUAUCUCCAGAAAGAAGGGUUUGCUGGAAGAGUAGAAGGUGAUGUGUUGGAAGUUUUUGAGGGAGUACGUGAAAAUGUUGCGUCGGAACUAAGAGAGAUAGUUCAAAAACCUUCUACGUCUUUUCUACCGAAAAAACGUGCGCGUGAUACACAAGAAAGAGAACUUGAUGUUGUGAAUGAAGAUUUGGUGAAUUCCGUGAUCGAUGCUUCCGAUGUUUUCGGAAAAGUAACUUUUCCGUCAUACUAUAACAAACUUAAAACUAUCUGGAAAACUCGAGAUUCCGAGUCAAAUUUUUACGUACUCGAUUUAGGAGAUGAAGACACAUGGAAACAGGUAUAUAGACUUUUGGAUGAGGGUGAAUUGGAUUCGUUGUAUGAAAGGUUAAUAUUGGAAGAUGAAGAAAAAUUCAUAAGUGAAAAGACACAUGAGUAUUUAGCGUUUUUUGAUGAUAUUGUACCUGCUCAAUCAAAGGGAAACGAAGCGGUUGAUAGUUAUCUUGUGGACGAAAGUAAUAACGAGAAUAUAGAAGAAAACAAUGAAGUGGAGAAAAUAGUAUAUCAAUUGGGCAGUGUACCCGAAAAAUAUCACUAUUUAUCCAACUUCUUUCCUAUUCCGGCGGACUAUGAACAACCCAAAAUGCCUGAUUUAUUUAUUGUCAAGAAUAUCUCCAACCAUUUUGACAUCAUCACAAAAAUGAAUGGUGCCAUGAAUAAGACUCCUGAGCGGACAUGGACGGCCCAUGUAUUAGCAUACAUUUUUUUUAUCACUUUUUGUUUUAUUGACUCGUCGCAGUAUUUUUCAUGUGAAAGAGACAUAUCUACAAAGAUCGAUAUUCAAGAUAACGGCUAUAAAGCCGAUGGAGUAUUAGAGCUUUUCGAGCGACCCAAGCAAAUUCCAUUGUUUUUGCUUGAAGUGUCGGAAGGGCCUAAUAACCCAGAUCCAGACAAGAUUAAUGAUGAUAGGCAUAAAUUACUGAACGAGGGUGUCUUUGGCCUUAAUAAAUUUAUGUUGAGUACCGAAUUACCAAAAUUGGAAGUGUGCGAAACACUGGGGAUUUUCUUAGCCCAAGCAUUUGCUGAUAAAAUUGAGAUUGGCCAGUUAAUAUUUAUUGGUCCUGGUUUAUAUCUUUUUGCACCAUUUACAAUCCCAGUUCUUACGAUCCCAACUUCCGAUACCGAUCUAAAUCAUGUACCUAGACUUAUUAGAACACUUUUAUGCUUACGAUACAAUAUUGUUGAAAAGAUCAAAAGGUUUAUAGAGUUUAGAAAGGAAGGACAAGAAAACAUAACGAUGUCCAAGCCCAAGUAUGCAACUGGAUUCACACCAGGACGGCGAAAUGCUGUGACGUUUGCAGAAUUUCUGCCAAAAAUAUCGAGAGGAGAAGGAAAGAAUGUGAAUGGUAGGGGGAGAAGUCGCAGUAGAGGCCGUGGUAGGGGUUCUGCAUGA
Molecule: messenger RNA, 1768 nt
Organism: Funneliformis geosporum
Lineage: Eukaryota; Fungi; Glomeromycota; Glomeromycetes; Glomerales; Glomeraceae
Source: the annotation of a GenBank genome assembly